GUGUUAAGUGGUUACUGGAGCCCAUAGACAUCCACAACAUAAAUGCGCCACCCACCUUUAGAUAUAAGUUCUAAGGUCUCAGUAUGGUUACAACAGCUGCCCCACCCUUCAAACCGAAACGCAUUAAUGCUUCACGGCAGAAAUAGGCAGGGCGACGAAACCUACCCGUGCGGACUCACAAGAGGUCCUACCGCCAGUAAUUACGCAAAUUAUAAUUUUGCGGGUUUGAUUUUUAUUACACGGUGUUAUUCCGAAGCACUGCUCUUGCUAGGGCUAGCAAGUUAGCUAAACUAAAUCGUUGUUAAACUAAAACUAUAGCUAGUGUUAGCACAUUCUUUCAGGUUGAGUCCGUGAGUAGCUGAAAUAGCCUCUUAUGCUACCAGCGAUUAGGUAGGAAACAAAAAAAAGUUAUUUGUUUGCAAUAUGCAGUUAUAAAGAUACAAUCUGCUAUCAGUCGAACAGAUCAUAGGUCAGAGUAUUUCGACAAUUUAAACAUAAAUGUAAUUUCAUUAUAAUUAACAUGUAAAAGACUUCGUCGUAAGGAAUUUACAUUUUUUUUUAUUGCUUAAACUGUUUACAGGACUCACAGCCCGCCUUUUUUUUAUUACCAGAGCCAGAGCUCAUUGACAACGUAAAUACCGCCGCCCACCUUGAGAUAUGAGUUCUAAGCCUCAGUUUUACAGUACAACGGCUACCUCAUCAUUUAAACUAAAAAGCUCCUUUCGUAUCAGAAAUAGAUAGGCUGAUGGUAGCCACCCGUGCGGGCUCAAAAGACGCCCUACCACAUGUUCAGAAAUUUCCUUGUCAACGCAUACUAUUGUAUAAAAUGCUACUCGGUUGCUUAUAGAUAUUUCAUAUAUCUACGACGAAGAGUUCGAUCUGCAACUUAUACCUAUAGAAUUUGUCAUCGAAUCUUCUCAGUGGGUCGGAGUUCCGAUUCGGUGGUAGAUUCAGCGAAGCACUGCUCUUGCUAGGGCUAGUAUUAGCAAUAUGGCUCAGGCUGGACCCAAUGAGCUAGCCCAUCAGGUAUGGUGAUGCUAGAAUGGUCUCUCGAGGCUCCGAGUAGACUGGUUAGGGCAUGGGUUCUGUCUAGGUACCACCCUAAUUGUCUAAUUUUGCCGCGAAUUAGCGAUACGUUUUGGUUUGAAGAUUCGAAUAGAUUUACAAGAGAAAGAGUCUGACCUCGUGAAUCAAUGGUUUGAAGUCCAUGGGCUUUAGUAACCAAUUGGCACCAGAUACUCUUUAAAUGGUACCCAAAUUUAGUAAAAAGAAAAAAAACCUAUUCCGAUAUUGUUAAUUUCUCAAACUUGACUCCUUAUUGCGUAAACACAUCCGAUUACGUAAUAAGAAAAACAAAAAACGUAUAUCUUAUUCAGAUAUACCUAAUAAUUCUGUUAUCAAUAUUCGACAUAUUUUUGUAAUUAAGAAGACGCUUAGUAUUUUUUUGGCGAUCAUACAGACACGACGUAUUAAUCAUGUCUUUGGUAGCACAAGCAUUCGAAGCUAGCAAAAUAGUGCCGGAUGUUAUUCCCGUCGCUCCAACUAAGAACAUUGAGCUUAAAUACCCGAGCGGUGCUAUAGCGUCUCAAGGAAAUGAGCUGACUCCGACACAAGUGAAGGAUCAGCCUUCUGUCACUUUUGAGGCCGAGGCUGAUGCUUUUUAUACGCUCGUGUUCACGGACCCUGAUAACUACGAUGGACCUGAGCUGGUCUACCGUGAAUGGCACCACUGGCUCGUAGGAAACAUUCCUGGUGGUGACGUUUCUGCUGGAGAGACUCUAUCGGGAUACAUCGGCUCCGGACCACCCCAGGGUACUGGGAUCCAUCGUUAUGUCUACAUCCUUUAUAAACAACCAGGAAAAUUGGACUUCGACGAGAAAAGGCUAACGAACACGUCUAUUGAUGGUCGCGCCUCGUUCUCCACGAAGAAGUUCGCUGAAAAGUACAACCUGGGGGCGCCUGUCGCCGGCAACUUCUACAGAGCGCAGUUCGACGACUAUGUCCCACAGCUUUACAAAAGCUUGGGCGCCUAAUAUAAUGAUUUAAAUUUG
Messenger RNA from Bombyx mori (domestic silkworm), 2051 nucleotides. RefSeq names its product phosphatidylethanolamine-binding protein homolog F40A3.3. The transcript is spliced from 5 exons. The coding region runs from base 1476 to 2033 and encodes 185 amino acids. NCBI's taxonomy places the organism in Eukaryota, Metazoa, Arthropoda, Insecta, Lepidoptera, Bombycidae. The record is from RefSeq and is a predicted model, not a curated record.